AUGACGUCUUCAAGGGGUUGUGGGUGUAAUGAUUUGAAGGACCGCUGUCAAAUCAAGGUCCAGGUUCGAUUCUUCACAAAGAUCUUUACAGAAUCUGACGUCCAGUGUGCUAGCCAUGAUGGAAACGACAGGGCUCAGAAACACAGGCGGACUCAGUCGCAAUCAGUUGUUCCUCCAACCAGUGGUAAUUUCCUGUCUGUGCCGGAACUACAUUCCGGAAAUGGUAGUCGUCAGGCAGACAGUGGGGACGAUGAUACGUACAUUGUUGUCCGUGACAAUGCAGUCGACAUUGAUGAUAUCUAUGGUGGGAAGGACAAGCUGCCUCCUCGACUGCUUGUUGUCUCCAGUAAGAUUAGGAACAGUUCCAUCAUCCGCAACGCCAUCCACAGCAACAUCACCUAUGUGCAGUACAACUACGACACCAUCACCCUUGACGAGCUGCGCAAUCUGAUCGGGCAGACUCUUGGGGGGAAGAAGGUUCACAGUGUGGCCUGGAUCCUCAGCUGCUCCAAUCAUGCUAACUCCGCCAUAUACAUAUGCUCUAAGGACGAUCGGGUGCUGAGCAGAGAGAGCUUCACUGACCAGUCAGCCAUUCAGGAAUUUUUCACCAUGAUCGUGAAACAACACAUGGACUGUACACAGACUGGCUCCAGGCUGGACUUCCUGGCCUGCACAGUCUACCAGCAUGGGGACAUCAAGCUGUUACUGGAGGACAUGGCCGGGGUCCUGGGGGUGCCUGUGUCAGCCUACAAGGACUUCGCUGCAGUGGAUUCCUGUAUGAAGAGAAGUGAAGAAAACCUCCGAGUCAGCAGUGUGGGAGAGAUGUACUUCCGCCUGGAAAAGCUGCGAAACUGGAGUGGACGACAUCAACAGACUCUGGCUGGAUUCGAGAAGAUCAGGACUGUUGGCAAAGGGGCAUACGGGGCGGCAGUGUUGUAUAAGAAGAAAGAUGACGACUACCUGGUGAUCUUGAAAGAAAUCAACAUGCACGACCUGAACGCUGCUGAACGUCAGCUGGCCCUCAACGAGGUCAACGUCCUUGCGAUGCUGGACCACCCAAACAUCAUCAGCUACUACGACAGCUUCGAGGAGGAUGGUGUGCUGAUGAUUGAGAUUGAGUAUGCAGACGGAGGGACUCUUGCACAGUUCCUGUCGUCCCAGGAGAAAGCUCUGGAUGAGAAAGAUGUUCUGACGAUGUUCCAGCAGAUAGUAGCAGCAAUCAGGCAUAUCCAUGAACACAAUAUUCUACACAGAGACUUGAAGACGGACAACAUCUUCCUGACGAAGGAGGGCAUUGUGAAGGUUGGGGACUUCGGCAUAUCAAAGAUGAUGAGCUCUGCCCAGAAAGGAGCCCUCACCGUGCUGGGUACACCCUACUACAUCAGCCCGGAGAUGUGUGAAGGAAAACAGUACAGCUUCAAGUCGGACAUCUGGGCGCUGGGCUGCAUCCUGUAUGAGAUGGCCUGUCUACAGAAGACAUUUGAAGGUUCCAACCUCCCGGCGCUGGUCAACAAGAUCAUGAAGGGCCAGUUUGCUCCUGUGAAGGGUAAUUAUAGUCAAGGCUUCAAGGACCUGAUCAUGGAUAUGUUAAACAAGGACCCGGAGGAGAGACCAUGUGCCAAUGACAUUAUGUAUCAGCAUGUACCAGAGUUGAUGAGCCAGUUUAAGGAAGAGACGUCUGACCCUGAAGAAGAACUCAUGAUGUCAACAGAGAAUAUCAGCAAAAAGAUCAAAAUCAGCCCGAAAAGAAUGGAGAAAAGGUCGGUGCUGUACUACAUGGAAUCGGCCACCGGGAACCUGACGUGUUUCACGGACCUGCCACCACGAAUGAAAAUCAGACAGAUGGCAGUAGGACCAGACCAUGUGAUCGUCGUGACAACUGAACGUCAAGUGUUCACGUGGGGUGAAGGGUCAAAAGGUCAACUAGGACAUGGGGACAUGGCAAGUCGAUCUCGGCCAGAAUUAGUUGAAGCUUUGAAGGGGAAAUCAAUAUCAAUGGCCUGCUGUGGAGAUGGCUUCAGCCUGUUCACCAGUGACAAUGGACUAGUGCUCACCUGUGGUGAUGGGUCAAGAGGUUGUCUCGGACAUGACGAUUGGCUGUCCGCCUCCAAACCUCGCCUCAUCGAGACUCUCCUCAGUGUUGACGUAGUUGCGCUCGCCUGUGGUCCAAGUCAUGUUGUUGCUGUAGGCAGCGAAGGGGAAGUCUAUGCAUGGGGUGACAACAGUUCUGGACAGUUGGGCCUCGGCAAUGAAGUCAGCAUAUGUCAGCCAGAGGAAGUGUCCAUUUCGGAGCCAGUGGUGUUCCGUGACGUCCGCUGCGGCAACGAUGGAACUAUGCUUCUGUCCGACGUCGGCAGUGUGUUUGCCUGCGGAAGUAAUGAGAACAAUAAGUUGACGGAGGUUGAAGGUCGAAAUGUUUUGACCCCGGUGAGGGCGUUGGCACGACACCGCGUCCUUGACAUCUCUAUCGGCCCGCACCACACUGCCGUGCGUGUAGCAUCUGGUCACGUGUACACGUUCGGGCGCAACACCGAGGGUCAGCUGGGUGUGGGGAACACCAAGGCAUCGAACACCCCAGUAGAGGUCAAACCCCUGCAGGACAAGUGUGUCAAUCGUAUCCAGUGUGGGGAACACUUCACGGUGGCCAGUACCCGCGACCACGAGCUGUACUACUGGGGGCUGAGGUUCAAGAUGCCGUCCCAGCAUGCAGUAGAGGACAACACCAGUCGGUCCAGCACCAACGGCAGCAUCACCAACGUCUCCUCCAGUGUCAUCUCCAAGGACGACAUUCGGCUAGAGAGUAUCACACCAAGAAAAGCCUCGGCCACCAACUCGCGGACACACAGCUCAGCCAGCGUCACCAGCCUCAACAGCGGGAAGGAGCAACAGACAAUGGCCAGUCAAGAUGCUGGUGUUGCUGGUGCUGAUGCUGAUGCUGUGAAGGUCGGAGAAGACGACGUACCAAUGUCACCACGUCGACAGAUAAGUUGUGACAGCGUCAUGUCUGCCGCUAAUGACAGCGGAGUGCCCACAACACCCCAGGAAGAGUUCAACCCAGGCUUCAGACCUCUGAGCAGUGUACCCCGCCGAUCAACCAGCGCCAGUAGCCGGGAGAACCUGAAGGAGAAAGACAAGGAGAAGGAGAGAGAGAAGGAGAUCAUGAGAGACGACUGUGUCGUUCUCCUGGAGCCAGUGGAGAUCAUCAGGAUAGAGCAGGUGAAUGAGAAGGUGUUGCUUGGAAACUUCUUCUGUCACGGGGAGAAUCUGUUUGUCCAGCUUGAGACGACAGCACCGCCACCCCGACGGAAGGCACUGAAGAAACGCAGCCUCAGGAAGCGCUCCAAGAACAAGCCUCAGAGUGAGUCGAGUGACUCCCAGCAACACACAGCCUCCAGCAGGGAGGGCGGGGAUGACUACUCCUCCGAGGCCUCCGACUCCAGGGGAUCAAUACCAACAUGGCUGCGGGAAGAGCUGGUCAGUCUGGAGGUGGACGCCAACGAUGGGAACGAGGCAGACGACACAAGCGACCAAUCAGAGGAUGAGAUGAGGCUGGUUGACAGUUCCAUGUCCAGCAUACAGAUCAACAGGGAACUAACCCCUGUGAAGACUGUUGAAAAGCUGACUCCAAGACUGGGCCUCAGCAACAAGAGAUCGGGGGAUGAACAGACACCACGGAACAGGACAGCAUCCAACAGCACUGAGAGCGUGGAUCAGGCACUGGAUCACCUGUCUGACAGCAGCUCAAGUGAAGCAACACUAGGAAAGGGAGAUGGACCCGUGUUGGAAGCCAAGAAAAAUACUCAAGGAAAAAUACUCAUUACGCCGCGGAAAUGUUCCACACCACCUCUCAGUGUAAAGCCCAAACAGAGUGGUGGAACUGUGGCUAAACCCUUGUCACGAAUACGUGGGCAGGGCAAGGGUAGGGGAAAGGGCCAUGAUCCGGUCCUGAAAGAGCAGCUGGCUGCCCGGGGCUUUGUGUCAGACGUCACAGUCAAGAGGAGAGAGAAGGACUUGAUGAGCGAGCUGGAGCAACUGAAGGCUGAAAAAUCUCAGGCGGAAGAGAAGAUUCGACAGAUGGAGGCGGAACACCAUCACAGACAGGAGGAGAUGAAGCAGGAAGUGCAGAAACAUGCCCAGGAGAGAGAACAGGCUCUACAGAUGGAGAUCUCCCGCUUGAAGACAGAACUGGAAUCUCAGACAUCAACACUGCAGGACAAUCAGAAGGCUGUGCAGAACCUUCAGACCCAGCUCAAUCAACUACAGGCGGAACAGCAGCGAAUGCAGGCAAAUGGACGUACGCCUCAGUUGCCGGCAGCUCCCCCCACCCCCAGGAGCAGUAAAGUGUGUGUCAUCAACUGAUGAUGUGUUCAUUUCACAAUUUGAUGCCUUGACAACCUAGCUCAAUGGACAACUCAUCUUGAGCCUCCACAGGGAUGUCCUGUAAUGAACCUUUGGGAGUGAUCCAGUGUAAGGUGAUUCUGCCCUGAGUGAUCCUGCACAGCCAGUUCUUAUGGUGUAUUAGUAACACUUUGCAGAUAGAUUUUUUGGUCUUCGAGUGAUCCAGUGCAAGGAGAUCCUAUGAUCAUGCACAGUGACAC
Haliotis rubra (blacklip abalone) is the source of this 4598-nucleotide messenger RNA. RefSeq lists its product as uncharacterized. The transcript has 32 exons. Bases 1 to 4359 code for a protein of 1452 amino acids. Gene Ontology annotation, molecular function: protein kinase activity; ATP binding. The record is from RefSeq and is a predicted model, not a curated record. Gene Ontology annotation, biological process: protein phosphorylation. Lineage: Eukaryota; Metazoa; Mollusca; Gastropoda; Lepetellida; Haliotidae.